AUGGCAACUAGGAAAAAUCUGACCACAACUAAUCACCUCCGUCAUUUGGAGUCAAUGGCGACUCGCCCAUCGGGUGCCGGUAAGAUUCCAAAGCUGAAUGUCGUGAUACUCGGUGAGUCUCUUGCAUCCGAGGAGGACGAUCUCGUAUUUCCCGGUCAGGAUUUCUCCCAACAGUACUUGGAGUUGGAGAUAUACAACAGAUCAAUUGAAGAUCCUGGUGGCUUUUGGUAUGAUAUUGCGCAUCAGAAUUCUAUUGGAAAGAGAAAUGGGGUCAAUAGGUUUACUCAGAGAAUCUUGAUGUUACAAAUAGGAACAUCAAAAUUGAGAUGUUUGGGGCUAAUUGCAAACAUGGCCCUUCUCAGGCAGAUGUUUGGGGAAUUGAAGAAAACCCUAGUUAUGGCCCUUCUCAGGAAGAUGUUUAGGGCUAGUGUCGAGAAGGUGCAAGUGGAGAAAAAAACCUGGAAAGUUGAUGCUGGAAGUAGAACUGUUGGUUUGGAACUGACGACUCUUUGAAGCACCCACCAGUGGAGCUAAACC
Lactuca saligna is the source of this 537-nucleotide messenger RNA. The record is from the annotation of a GenBank genome assembly. Lineage: Eukaryota; Viridiplantae; Streptophyta; Magnoliopsida; Asterales; Asteraceae.